AUGAAAAGUGACGGCGAAAGUGGGAUUUGCGUGUGGCGAUAUAGUGGGGGUCCGCGGGGUAUACCCGGCCGGCAAGUGGCCGAAGAGUCGCAGUUUCGCGAGGGCGACCUCGGGCCAGUUCAAAGAGGGAUCAAAAAAUUAAAUAGCCUAACUUUAGCUCCCGUCCGUUUCAGUGAACCCAAGUGCGAUCUAGGAUCAUCCCGCGGCUAUCCGGCCAAAGAAGGCACAAACCGCGUUGGUAUUAUCCUCGGCAACAUUUCAGACGCCGCGUUCAAUUGCCCGAACAAGGACGGCCAAUACGAGGACAGCAGGCAAUGCGACAAGUAUUACGAAUGCAACGACGGCGCGGCCGCGGAGAAGCUGUGCCCGGACGGUCUCGUGUUCGAUCCCUUGAAUCGCAAGGUCAACAAGUGCGACCACGUCUUCAACGUCGACUGCGGCGACCGUCUGGAAUUACAACCUCCACAGCCGACGAAGAAGUGUCCGAGACGAAACGGCUUCUUCGCGCAUCCUGAUCCGACAGUGUGCAAUGUCUUUUACAACUGCAUCGACGGAGAGGCGAUCGAAAUCACCUGCACCACCGGACUGCAUUUCGACGAAUACAGCGGCACUUGCGUGUGGCCGGAUAGCGCGGGUCGCGAGGGCUGCGGGGUCAUGGGCAAGAAACUGAAGGACGGCUUCGAGUGCCCGACCGAGGGCCAGGUUGACAGCAGAGGCAUGCUGGUCGACCACCCGAAAUUUGCGCAUCCCGAGGACUGUCAGAAGUUCUACGUAUGCCUGAACGGUGUGACGCCGCGCGAGCAGGGCUGCAGCGACGGCACCGUCUACAACGAGGAGCAGCAGAGAUGCGACGCGCCCGAGAACGUUCCCGGAUGCGAGGACUGGUACAAGGACGACGACAAGAAGCCGUAAGGAAGUCGUCCACGCUCAUCUGUCCCGCAUCGGGACGCCGCACGUUCACUUUAAUCACCUGUCACCCCCUUCGCCCAGCGUGUAACUCCAUGUGUGUGUUUAGCCAUUUGAAUGCCUUG
Molecule: messenger RNA, 1031 nt
Organism: Vollenhovia emeryi
Lineage: Eukaryota; Metazoa; Arthropoda; Insecta; Hymenoptera; Formicidae
Exons: 5
Coding region: 1-912 (303 amino acids)
Cellular component (GO): extracellular region
Molecular function (GO): chitin binding
Source: RefSeq, a predicted model, not a curated record